ACGUUUGUUAUCUAUCUUGAUAUGUUGUAUAUAAGUAUAAAUGUGAAAGAAAGUAAACUUUGGCCAACUUUGAUAAACAGCUCUCGUGGACUGGACUUUGACAUUUUAAUUUUGUGUUGUUUCAACUGUGGGAGUGAUUGACCUUCCUUUCUAUUCUACUAAAGACAAAUAGCGAAAAUGUCGGAGAAGAGUAGCCCCAUAAAAUAUUUUUUGAGCGGUGGUUUUGGUGGUGUUUGUACUGUUUUAUCAGGACAUCCGAUGGACACGAUAAAAGUGAGAUUACAAACAAUGCCUCUACCAAAACCAGGAGAAACCGUCUUGUACAAGGGAACUUGGGACUGUUUUAAAAAAACUGUGCAGCUUGAAGGAUUCCGUGGGCUUUACAAGGGAAUGUCAGCGCCUUUAACAGGAGUAGCGCCUAUUUUUGCUAUCAGUUUCUUUGGUUUUGGUUUAGGUAAAAAGUUAAUAAAGUCGGACGAAGAUCAAGUACUUACAAAGACAGAAUUAUUUGCUGCAGGUGCUUUUUCUGGUGUGUUCACAACUUCUAUUAUGGCUCCGGGCGAAAGGAUAAAGUGUCUACUCCAAAUUCAACAAGGUGCGAACGCGCCACAGAAGUACAAAGGCAUGGUCGACUGUGCCAGACAGUUAUACGCAGAGGGUGGUAUCAGAAGCAUCUACAAAGGAAGUGUUGCUACUAUUUUGAGAGAUGUGCCAGCUAGUGGUAUGUACUUCAUGACAUAUGAGUGGAUAAAAGAGGUCCUUGUACCAGAGGAUGCAAGUAAUAAACUGAAGAUGGUGGCUACCAUAGUAGCUGGAGGUUGUGCGGGGAUAGCUAACUGGCUGGUGGGCAUGCCGGCCGACGUACUCAAGAGUAGACUUCAAACAGCCCCAGAGGGUACAUACCCAAACGGUAUGAGGGAUGUCUUCAAACAGUUGAUGGAGAGAGAGGGUCCAUUAGCUCUGUAUAAGGGAGUAACUCCAGUCAUGAUCAGAGCUUUCCCAGCAAACGCUGCAUGCUUUGUUGGGUUUGAAUUGGCUAUCAAAUUCUUGGACUGGGUUGCACCUAACCUUUGAUAUUAUUAAAAAAAUACCUAGUAGAGAUUUUUAAAAGUUUAGUUAACUUUCUG
This is a messenger RNA of Papilio machaon (common yellow swallowtail), 1127 nucleotides long. RefSeq names its product congested-like trachea protein (gene colt). Lineage: Eukaryota; Metazoa; Arthropoda; Insecta; Lepidoptera; Papilionidae. Gene Ontology annotation, cellular component: mitochondrial envelope. Gene Ontology annotation, molecular function: O-acyl-L-carnitine transmembrane transporter activity. The record is from RefSeq and is a predicted model, not a curated record. Gene Ontology annotation, biological process: carnitine transmembrane transport; mitochondrial transport. Bases 178 to 1074 code for a protein of 298 amino acids. The transcript has a single exon.